Grosmannia clavigera kw1407 is the source of this 4992-nucleotide messenger RNA. RefSeq names its product histone deacetylase complex subunit. NCBI's taxonomy places the organism in Eukaryota, Fungi, Ascomycota, Sordariomycetes, Ophiostomatales, Ophiostomataceae. The transcript has 2 exons. The coding region runs from base 1 to 4992 and encodes 1663 amino acids. The record is from RefSeq and is a predicted model, not a curated record. Gene Ontology annotation, molecular function: protein binding. Gene Ontology annotation, cellular component: nucleoplasm.
AUGGAUGCGCAGAAUGCCACCGCGGCCGCCUCCAUGAAGCCUAUUGCUUCUUCCAUCUCGGACUCCUUGUCAUCGCGUAACGUCUCUGAGUCUGAUCGGGCAAAGGUGGCUUCCUCCACUUUGGCCAAGGCCUCCGGUAGUUCUCGGCUACCGACCGCUCACUCGAAGGAUGCGAGGCUUUCUUUAUCCAGGCCACCGCCACUGCCAGCAUCAGCGACGCCUUCGCAAUUGCAGUCGUCCAAAGAACUCCCUUCCAAAGAGGCCCCCAAAAGUCCUGCUACCAUCACAGCCGCGUCGUCGUCCUUUAGAGGGGAUGCAUCUAGCACUGCGUCUCGCGAGAAACAAGACGAGGAGGGGGGCGGCACAGAUGGAAACUCGGAGGCGGAGACGAUUGUUUUGUCAAAGGACGGAUCACCAGCGAAGCCUCGAAACCGCAAAGUAAUCAAACACGAGGACAAGCGAAAUGGAGACUGUGGCUCGUCUAUCUCCGCCCACGACGACCAGUCCGUCCCCACACGCAAGCAUAAUUCUGACAGAAAGGAGAACCCGUCUGUCAAGGUCGAAAAGGCACUCCCCACCACAACGAUCGGCGAUGAAAAAGGCGCGUCUACUGAAGGAGGACUUGCUCCGUCUUCGUCUUUGCUGCAAAAAAAGAAAUGCUUGCAGGAAAAACAACUCCAAAGCGGUCAUCACCAGUUGCUGCCAGGGGCUAAGCGCGCCUCUAGCAGCCUAAGCUCUGCGCCUGCUUCUCCGCCACACAGCCGUCAGCCCUCGACGAACCCCCAUUCCGAAUCCGACUCGGACCGUCGGGCUGCCAAGUCACCAAUGCUUUUACUGCCCCCAUCUAAAGACAAGCUGCGACCCACCGAGAAGCUCAUACCCAACAAGAGAAAGGCCCCCAAGGCCGAAUCGGAGGAUGAGGCCGAAAACCGAAAGGCCCGUCGUCAGCGAUUAAACGGCGCCAGCGAAGGUGACAGCACCCCUCACACUGGCAAAGUGAUGAAAAGCCAGCUGCAUCACGGUGGCCACAACGGCAACACCAAGCCACCAACACCCCGUCCGCAGAGGGAGCCAUCACGCAACAGGUCCAUCUCUCCUCAACGGAGGGUGCAUCACCGCAGCCUUUCCACCCAACUCCCGUCUCAGUCUAACGGACUGAGCUCGAAGAAGAAGCGCCCUACUCCUUUGCAGUCUACCGAUUACCACUCGGAUGAGUCUUCGGCAAGCGCAGGGCCCCACAUUCGCAGUUCCAAACCGCGCAGUCUUACGACUCCCGCUACAGCUGAUUCGACCAUGUCCCCAGCCAAAAUCGGACCGCACAAAAAGCACCUCGACGCACACGGGCAGACCUUCCUUGCCCGGGCCUGUGCCCGGGGCGAGUACGACCUCGCAAAGCAGCGUUUGGCUGAACGGCCCGAGGACUUGAACGUCGCCGACUUCGCUGGAAAUACGCCUCUCCAGAUUGCUGCACUUAACGGUUACGGUGAUAUUGUGAAGCUGCUGAUCGACGCCGGGUGCAAUCUAGAUUGCGUCAACCAUGACAAAGACACUCCUCUCCUGGACGCAGUUGAUAAUGGACAUCUUGAAGUUGUCAAGUUGCUUCUCGAUGCUGGCGUCAGCCCCAGAAAAGCAAAUGUUCAUGGCGAAGAGCCGUUAGACCGGGUAAGCGAUGACAUUGAAAACUCUACCGAGAUACGAGCAGCUUUGGUGAGCGCAAGGAAGAGGGAAGGGGAACGAAGGCACACGUCGGAAGAGAACCGCCAUGAGCACGACGAGCCUCGGCUCUCACACGGGCCUGACAGCCCUCGGAGAUCGCCUGCACCGUCUUCAAGCCUCCACUCAGUGGCUAUCAGCCGCAGAGCCGGGACCGCGCGAGCAACGAAAACAAGCAACCACCUGCUGUAUAUGCCUAUGGACGACAAGACCUUGCGCUUGGCAGCCGGCCGGGGUGACGAAGAGACAGUCACACGGAUUCUUCAGGUGCGCGAGGCCUUUGACGACCCGGAGUCUAUGGUUGCUGCGGCGCGUGGUGGCCAUGAUAUUGUCAUGCAACUCCUCCUUGCUCUUGGCCGUGCCAAUCCGGAUCCGGAACCGAUAGCUUCAGUACCUGCCGAACAUGCGACGCCGAUGCUUGCUGCCAUCGGACAAGAAAACCUUAAGGUGGUCAACCUCCUUCUGGAGCAGAACAGCUUCGAUCCUACGAGAAGAUUUCACGGAAGUGCCUAUUACGAAAUCGCACGGCAACGGGCCGGGCCAAAUUGGAAGGAAGAAGAAGACCUCCUGAAAGCCGCCUAUGACAACUUCAAGAAAGGACAUGUCGGCAAGGAUGGAAAGCUCAGAUCUCCUGUCCGUAAAGAUGUGGAGCCAAGGAGGGUUGUGCGUCUCGACCCUAGCGAGGAGUUGUCUCGUGCACACAAGCGCAAGCUUUCGAGCCCAUCGCAAGACAGAGGCAAAAAGGUCAGCGCCAAAUCAACCAUCUCAGCUACCUCGACAAGUCCACAGGAAGAACGACCAUUGCCGAAGCGGUCAGAGCACUCCGGAUCACAAGCGGACGGAAGAUCAUCACCAAAGCGCUCAGGGGCCGGCUCGGUUCCGACGGGGAAGCACAGGCGUGAUGACCGCAGUUCCGCUGUACCGGGCCCCGACCGCGAUACUCCAACACUCCAUCUGAAGCACGUCAAGUCCAAGAAGACGGACCAGGAGGUGGUAGCGAUUUCGUCGGAAGGCGAGACUGUCAAGCCACGGAGAAAGCUAAUCUCCGGAAGAGAACUGAAAGACGAAAAGGAAAAGCAAAGGCGUGCAAGUCUGGCCUCGACAAACACGGCUCCGUCAAAGGAAUCGACCAGCCCGCGUGAGUCACGCUCCGAAGACAACGCAGCAGACAAGGCCCGAGCCGAGAAACAUCGCGAUCGCGACCGCGACCGUGCACGACAGCUCAAGAGCGAAGAGUCUAGGGAAUCACUGUCUGGUACGGACGGAGGCUUAGCUAAACGCUACCGCAUGAGUGAAACCCCUUCGUCAGACAAAGAUGCCGUCGAAGGCCCUAUUAAGAAAAGGAAGCUUGACGGCGACGGCGCCAGCAUCAGUGGGAAGGAGAGGAAGGUUUCCAAAGUUAAUGGACCGUCGGACGAUGCUAUCAUCAGGUCAAUUCCUAGUUCCUCAUCGCGCGACACACCGAAGAGCGUCUCGAAGCGGCGCGACGACGACGACCGCAAAGGAUUGCCGUCCUUGUUGAAGACAAAGAAGCGGGACUCGUCAUCUGAUCGUGGCCGGAAGAGCUCGACAAAGCUACUGGCUAACGAGAAGAGCAUUCACGUCAAAUCUGAAGAUACAGAUAUCGAAAUGACGGAUGCCGGCAGCGAAGUGCGCGCCUCCGGCGGUUCGGACGCAGUCCGAACAAAUAGCGAGAUCCGGGUUCUGCAACGAGCGAGGGAUGAUGAGAGGAAGGCAGCUCAAGCGGAAAUCCAAGUUGCUGAGGUGUCAAGGAAGAAGGAGGAAGAGGCGAAGCGCCUUCGCCAGGAAGAAGAGGGGAAGCGCAAAAGGGAAGAGGACGACAGACGGAAGAGAGAAGAUGAGAGGUGUAAGCGGGAGGAAGAGAGCAAGCGGAAGGAGGAAGAGGUGCGAAAGAAGAGAGAGGAGGAAGAAAGGAACGAGAGAGAGCGCAAGAGGGUAGAAGACGAGGAGCGGAAGCGCAAGGAGGAAGAACGGAAGCGAAAGGAAGAGGUCGAACGGAAACGACGAGAGGACGAAGAGAAGCGGAAGCGCGCAGAGGAAGAGCGGCUGCGCCAAGAACAAGUGGCAAAGGAAGCAGCGGAAGAAGCUCGCCGGAAACGAGAAGAUGACGAGCGCAAGGAGCGCGAACGCCAAGAGCGCGACCGGAAAGAGAGGGAACGAGUCCGCGCAGAGCGAGAAGCAGAGGAAGUGCACCGACGCCAAGUCGAGGAGGAGGAACGUGUCAGGAUCUCCAAGCUUCCGGCACUGCUGCAGUGGCUCUGCCAAAGCACAAACUGCCGUUCGUCGACGACUGCGCACAAGUUCCGCAUGAUGCAGGGCGUCCGCUACGACUGCAUCAAUCCGAGCGCGACCGGGGCGGCGAUCGGGCGGGAGCAGUGGCUACUGAACACGCAGGCAGCCCUGAUUCUCGGGGACAAGGACCUGAGCCUGGCCAAGUACCCGUCGUGGCAGCACGCCCCGGUGUCGAUCAUUGCGAAGCGGAUCAUCUGGCGCCUCGAAACGGACCGGUAUGCGUUGACGGAGCCGGAUUUGUAUGAUUUGGGCAAGCAGCUGCCCGACUACUACGAGGGAUCGGAUCCGGACACGAUGAGCUACCAGGUGGUCGAGAGGCUCCGUGGCGAAGCUUGGGAAAAGUUUUCUGCCACGGACAUGUUCUUUGUCAAGGCUUCUGAUGUGAUGAGCAUCGUCCCGAACUUCCCCCAUCUGCGCGACGUCCGGCUCGUCAUGGCUUACCGAGAGUUGCCCGAAGACGAGGCGCAGCUGUCGACAUUCAAGGUGACGCAGAAGUGGAAGAACGAUCCGGAUGGAGAUCGGUUUUACGGAUUCGCACCACGGAACAAAUACUACAUUAAUGGGCAGAUGGUCAAGGAGGAACGGCCGGGCUUCAGUGCCGUCAGCAAGACGCCUUUUCCCGAGGUCCGUGUGCCACGUCGUCGUGGGAUUGUUGCAGUGUCUGUCGACGACCCGGACUACAGGCGUCUGUGCAAGGAACAGGGCAUUGAGCCGGUGGCCAUGGCCUCUGAUGCUCAGUCGCCGGUGCACACAACUGGCGUCGCCCUCUCCCCCAAGUCAGUGGCGGCCAAGACCAACGGCAAGACGGCGCACUCACAAGAUGGUCUGAACGGCGACACUGUUGAUCUUAUGCAGACCAGCCCUCUUUCGACGGCACAGAAGACACCUCGCCAAGUCAACGGUAUUAAUGGCACCAACGGCACCAACGGCACCAAUGGCAUCAAUGGCAUCAAUGGGCACAGCUAG